GCAUCAAGAUCGUCGAGAAUCCCAACGGUCUGGAUCUAUAAACAUCUGUAGUGGAGACCUCGAUGUGCGCCGCCGAAGUCCUCGAAGAGGGUUUGUUCCUGGGGACGUGCACAACACGCACAUCAAAUAAACCAAAAUGUACAAUGGCAUUGGACUUCAAACUCCACGUGGAUCCGGUACUAAUGGUCAUGUACAAAGAAAUUGGGCAAUAGUGCGUAAGAACAAGGAUAAGGUUGCUUAUAAAGCAGAAGAGACAAAAGGUGAUCAGUUGAAUAAGCAACCAAAUAAAGAAAUUCUAGAUCAUGCUAGAAAAAGAAGUAUCGAGGUCAAGUGCACCGAAUUGGCUGACAUUUUGGAAAAUCAAGGAUACACGAAUGAAGAGAUACAGAACAAAGUGGAGUCUUUCAGAUCGAUGUUAACGGGAAGUGAUAUUAAACCAUCCGUGCCGCAAGAUGAGUUUGGUCGUGUUAAUGUACGAGAGACACAUCAAAUCGCCGAGGCGCAGCAGGAGAAAAACGCGAAGCUGCGCGAGGCGUUCGGCAUCUCCGAGUUCUUCGUUGAAGGCAGUAGCCUAGAUCCGGAACGGCACGCGCGCGAAGCAGAGGCGCGAGCUGCCGCAGCCGCCGCCAGCAAGGUCUAUGAACUAGUACGCACGCCGAGUCCGGCGCCCCCGGCACCGUUGCCGGACGUCACCAGUGCCGAGAAAAAGAAGCGAAAACGUUCCGGCAGCGCUAGCAAGAAGAAGAAGACCAAGAAGCACAAACGAGAAAGAUCCGAAUCUCCGAAGUCCGGCAAGAAGAAAGAAAAGUCUAAGAAAAAGAAGAAGGAAAAGAAGCACAAGAAGGCAGAGGUCACGUCGUCAGAUAGUGACUCCAGCGAGGAUUCCGACGAUAGCAAUUCAUCUGAGAACGAAUCGAAGAAAAGGAAGAAGAAAAAGAAGAAAAAACUGAAAGUUGAGGGAAAGGACAAACACGAGAAGAAGAAGGCUUCGACUAAACGGAAACGUCAGUCAUCCGAAAGCUCCACGGACAGCUCUGCGGAACGACCGAAAAAAUUGGCAAAGCAUGAGAAAAACACUGACAAGAUAGACAAAGCGUCGAGAAAUGAAGUUUUCGAAAAUGCUGCAACUUCGCGGGAACCUGCUUCUCGAUCAACUCGAUCGCCCAAGCGAGUGGACCGGACGGCAGUGUCUCGAAAUGAGACUCCGCCACUCGUUAAUAAAACAAAGAAAGACUCACCGACGAAGAAGAACACGACGGAUAAGCGAGACAAGUCACCUGUCAGCCACAACAGAAGCCCUUUUUCGUCGUCACGGCGACAUAGAUCAUCCUCUCGAAGUAGAGGUGAUAGAGGCGACAGAGGUGACAGAGGCGACAGAAGUGACAGAGGUGACAGAGGCGACAGAGGCGAUAGAAGUGAUAGAGGAGGAAGGUCUCCUAGAAGAUACUCAAGAUCCCGUCGAGAAAGUCCAUCUCCUAAACGUAGGCGGGGCUACUCCAGAUCACCUAGGCGACACGGCAGGUAUUCUGCGUCGAGAAGCAGAAGCCGUUCUAGAUACGAUCGUUAUGGAUCCUCUCGCAGAAGGCCCGCAUCUCCUCUGCCAAGACGCAGGGAGACCGAUUCUCGUCGAAGAUCACGCUCGCCAAGGCGACAGCGUCGGCGAUCCCGGUCGCGUUCUACUUUGAGUUACUCGCCAAUAAGAAAGUAUCCGGAACGCUACAAAGAUAUUCUAGAAGAUUCUAGGAAACAACGGCGAGAUCAGAAAAAGAAGUCGAGAAACGACAAAGGAAAGUCACGUUCGACAUCAAGAAGCAGAAGGAUCCAGCAGGUGACAGUCACUCCUAGAGUAAGUCUGAGAUCAUCGAGCGAGGAUGAAGCCGAUCUGACGGACGACGAGCCCAGCAAACAGCAACAAAAAGAGGACGAAGAUAAAAGAAUCAUGGAGCUGAAUACUUUGAAACAGUUGCAGAGUGGCCUAGCGGCGAAGGCGCGUGAGACGUUGGAGAAGAAGGUGAUCAGUCCCACGAAGAUCAAGCACGACAGGCGAGAAGAUAAUCUGUUUGAUAUCGCUCUGCCGAGCGAGCCGCCGAAAACCAUUGUGCAGAAUGUAACGGCGCCGAUUUGCGACAGAUCUUUAUCAAAGGAACCUAUCGUGCAGGCUCUACCGGCUAUUCAGUCUCCCGUGUCUAGCAGAUCACCCUCACCGGCUCUUCCUCUUACUCGAGAAGAAGCGGCGAUCAAGAUCAGAUCGCCGAGCGAAUCACCUCCGCCGUUGCCACCCCAGCAGUCAUUCGACAAGGUCGAUCCUGCGCCGUCUGGCGUGAAAACCAAAACAACAAAUCGCCAGUUGUCGCCGAAUUUCUCCGACAAGAAAGAUUCGCCAUCAGUCGCGUCUUCGAGGAAAGACGCAUCCAAGUCGUCUUCUCGUUCUCCCGUGCCAGCGGUAGCACCUAGAGAAAGCAGUUCGUCAGUGAGAAAACUGCGCACGCCGAGUGAUUCGCCGCCGCCGUUGCCAAGCGCGAUUUUGCCAACCAAAUCGAAUCAACGCUCGAGAUCGCCGAAGAAGAGCAGAUCGUAUUCGAAAUCGGCGUCGAGGUCGUGCACGAGAUCGCCAUCCGUUGCGGACAAAGCGAGGUCUUCCAGAUCGCCGUCCGGUGACAAGGAAUCGCGGUCUCGCUCGCGAGACAAGAAAUUGUCAACGUCACCCGGUCGACGAUCGGCAUCCAGAUCCGUUUCCCGAACGAACAAAUCAUCGCCUAAAGCGUUGAGGACGAAGCAACAACGCUUGUCCCGAUCGAGAUCUUCCUCGGCAGAGUCGAAGCGUUCGAGCGUAUCAAGAUCGCCCUCGAGAUCCAAGAAGUCUGCCUCUCGAUCCCGAAGCAGAAAUCGAUCGUCGUCGAAGAGGAGAUCGCGCAGUCGUUCUUCCUUGUCAAAGAAAUCUAGGAGCAGAUCGCCGUCGAAGAAGAGAUCGCGCAGUCGCUCGUUGUCGAAGAAAUCGAAAAGCCGUUCGCGAUCGGCGUCGAGAACGUCGAGAGACAAGGACAAACGAAGUCGUACGAGAAGUAGCUCGCGUUCUUCUGUUAGUUCGAGACAUAGUCGAGGUAGAAGUUUCUCAAGCUCGUCGAGAUCGUCGAGCAGCGUUUCUAGCCGAUCCUCCCGCUCCGUCUCCAGCAGUUCCGCAUCCAGCAGAUCGCGCUCGCCGUCUAUACCUCGGCGACAUGGCUCGCCUAGCUUUCUAGAUAGACGACGUAUCACAAGUGCGAGGAAACGUCCGAUUCCGUAUCACCGACCCACUCCGACACCACCUUCGUCGCCGAGCACCUCCGAGAGUAGCAGGCAUAGUAACUGGUCCAGUCCGAGUCAUCGGUCCAGCUGUUCUGCAAGUCGUAGUCCGUCUUACACUCGUUCAUAAGAUGCGCGUAAAUUUUCUCUGAUGAAAGAGAAUCGACGUUCCUUCUUCUUUUUCGUGCGCGAUAGACUUGGAACGGCGUAGCUUGAUCCCUUUACGAUCCGACAAAAUCUCGGAGUCCCGUUAAGUGAGAGUUUUAUCUCGAAAUAUUGAUUUUUAAAUAUAUUCGAAUAUAAAUAUAUAUAUAUAUAUUUAUAAUUUAAAGCUAUAUAAUUGUAAAUAUAAUUUAAAAACUGAAAAAAAAAAAACACUCAAGUCACAUAUGGUUGAAGACAAUUCUGCGGAAGAGUCGAGUGUUAAGUUUUCUGAAACGACAAGAGAUAUACAGAAUGUCCAGAGAAAAGAUGGAUGUUGUUUCCUGCAAAAUUCGGGCAUUUCGACUUUUGUUAAAAAAAAUUCCAAAUUUAAAUAAGUUACUUAAACGCGUCGAGUUUUGCAAGAAAUAAAACUAUAUCCGUCCUAGAGUACCCGGUUUUCUGAGACAUCCUGUAUAUACAAAUAUUGUUUAUAUAAAAGUAAUCCAAACAAGAGAGAGUUGUAAGAGACAUCUAAACUCUUUUCGUUUGAAGAACGAAGACGACUUUUUAGACAUUUCUGCGUUUGUACAAAGAAAUUUUACGAGUUACUUUUACGAAUGUAGAAUAAAAAAAAUUGAGUUGCAAUUGGAAUUACGUUAGAAAAUUUGUGUACAGAUGUCACAAUUAUUUAAUUAUUUACUUAGCACGGAUUAUCUUUAACCGGCAACUUUUAAAGUUUUUCGAUUUGAACCAGAAACGCCAUUUCGAGAAUAAAUCGUCGAACUUUUGUAGUUAUUAAAAUUUUUUACUCAAAUCCGAGUAAUUGAUAUUAGAUUUCUAACAAAAAAAAGAACUACCAUUUUUUUACACUGACAAUCCAUUCCGUUUUCUCUUAUCGGAUGAGAAAUUUAUAUUUUAAUAAUUUGACAUUUGUAGUUCUUUUUUACGUUAAGGUGUAAAAUUUUAUUUUUACUAAAUUGUGUAAUUACUAGUCCGAUAAGCCGCGCGUAAACGUAAGCAAUAACGGAACGAAAAUCGAAUGUAGCCUUUUGUGUUUACGCGUUAGUUUGCUUGUCUUUUGUUUUUGCUAGUCAAAUAUACUCGCUAGAAAAUACCACCGAUAUAGUUUAUCAUAAUUGCUCACGCAAACAAUUUUCUAAAUAGCAAUAUAUCACAAAUUUUCAAGCGCAUUGAAAUGAAUUUGUGAUAAAUAAUUUUUUAGUGCAAUGUUAUAAUUCGUUCUACUGUACAUAAGCAAUUUUCUUGACGAAGUCUGCACUUUUCUAGUUUUUCUUACAGUCCUUUGCGCGAUAGAUAAUUUAUUUACACAGUUUGUCUUUUAUAUAUCCUUUGUUUUAUCCGGAAAAUGUUGUUAUAGAUACGAAUAUACACGUGCGCGCGGUGCAGGGAGAUGUGUGGUGUGUUUCUUCAGUUGUGUAUUUAUUUCUCUACUAUUUUUUAUAUUUAUUUCUUUUUUUUUUUUAUAAAAUAAUCUCUUAAUUUUACGACGCGGUAUGGAAGAUAUUGCAAUUUUCUUUUACAUGCGAUACUCGCAAUUGAAGAAAAAAAAAAGUAUUCUAGUCAUAGAGGAAGACGAUUUCUCGUCAAGGCCCCCGAGAGAUUGGGUCAGGCAGCAACGUACCAAAGACAAUUUGUAGAAUUACUAGUCUCUUAACGCGCGUUUGCGCGAAGUUAAGUCUCGAAAAUUAUAUAUGUAUAGGGUUAAAGAAGAGAAAUCGUACUUUGAAAAUUCUACAUUGUUUACUUAUUACACAGAGAAACUAUGUAGCGCUAGUUUUCAUUGUCAGUAACGACUGAUCUCUUUUUAACAAAGAAAGAAAAAAUAUCCCCCGCUGAUAUCAGAUAGUAGUAGAAAUGUCGGAUAUCUACAUCUUUUAAUUUUUUACACUCAAUGAGAUUUAAAAAAACAAACAAAUUGUUUUCGAUUUUCAAGAAAUGUGAGAAGAGUGUCACUGAAUUUGUGCGAAUCACGCGCUGUAUCAUUUUUGUUUCCAUGAGGACCCGUUGAUGUAGAACCGACAUUUUUAUAUGCAAUAACCUGAUAAAUACUCUCUCGAUGCCUGUAGCGCAGUAGGAACUCCGUCAAAUCAGUUUCUUCGUUUGAAGACAUAAUAUUCUUACGCUUUCUCCAGGAAGCUGAUAAUUACUCUUUUUAAUAUUUCUGUUCGAAUGUGUAUAGCGAACUUGAUGAGACUUGUGAAGACGACAACUCUGUUGUACCUUGUAAAAUUCCAUUGUCAUUUGCAACUGUCGAAAAGCGAUAAGAGACACGCUGUUUUUGUGUCCUCAAAACGCGUCCUCGAUUACAUUCCGAGUAGAACAUAUUAAUCUCUUUGUAAGUUCAUAAUUUUUUUGUUGAACUUUGUGGCUUUCAAACCCGAUGUCUGUAUCCCGCUUAUGAUUUGCGAAUCAUCGAAUGUUACUAUCUCGUUAAAGUGAAAGAAAUUCGGAUAUUAUAUAUGUAAUAUAAUCUGUAUUGUUGUUGUGUGAUUAAAUCGAAAAUCUCUUAAACAUU
Pseudomyrmex gracilis is the source of this 5962-nucleotide messenger RNA. RefSeq names its product serine/arginine repetitive matrix protein 2 (gene Srrm234). The record is from RefSeq and is a predicted model, not a curated record. The transcript has 10 exons. NCBI's taxonomy places the organism in Eukaryota, Metazoa, Arthropoda, Insecta, Hymenoptera, Formicidae. Bases 137 to 3412 code for a protein of 1091 amino acids.